GACAGUCAACGCAAAAUCACAUAGAGGAUGGAGACAGUUGUCACUCUGGCGGACGUGUAAUCUUCAGUUUUCAGUUCCACUAUUUCCCAUGCGGCCACUUCUGUUUUUCCCAAAUUAAGGCGUGAACCCUCAGCCCCCCUUUCAAUCGACCAGAAACACAAAAGCUCCUCUUGUACAAGCAGCUGCGUGGUCACCAUGACGAUGGUUGUCAUGAUGCAGAUGUAGCUACCUGAAGGUGCGCGGCGAACGACGCGGGAUGGGCAGCACUCCGUAUCCAGGUGGCGAGUGGAAGGGGAAGAGCAAGGGGGGUCUUCAGGAGCUGGGUUGCAUGCCCUGGAAGGUCAGCAAGCAGAAAUGCGCGGGCGGGGUCGCGAGAGCAGAGGAGCGCAAGUGCGGGGAUCCGCCGCAGGAUAUUCCCACCUUCUCUUGCACGCUCACCACGCCGCAGCUUCCCCGAGCCUCGGCCACGCGCGCGACGAUUUACCACGAGAAGCAGUGGCGGGAGCUGUGCGCCCUGCACGCGCUCAAUAACGUCUUUCAGGACGGGUCAGCCUUCAGCAGGGACACCUUGCAGGAGAUCUACCAGAGGCUUUCCCCCAGCACUCUGGUGACGCCUCACAAGAAGGGAAUGCUGGGAAACGGGAACUACGACGUGAACGUCAUCAUGGCCGCCCUGCAGACACGAGGCUUUGAGGCCGUUUGGUGGGAUAAAAGGAGGGACGUCGGCAGCAUCGCGCUGUCCAACGUGACCGGCUUCAUUCUCAACGUUCCGUCCAAUUUGCGCUGGGGGCCUCUGCAGCUGCCGCUCAAACGCCAGCACUGGAUCGGGGUCCGAGAGGUGGCGGGGGUCUACUACAACCUGGACUCCAAGCUGCGUGGUCCUCAACCCAUCGGCAGUCCAGAUGAGCUCAGGAAGUUCCUCCGCCAGCAGCUGCGAGGGAAGAACUGUGAACUUCUGUUGGUGGUGUCGGAGGAAGUGGAGGCGCGACAAACGUGGCGGUCAGACAGCUGAGGACUCGAGCAGCCAAUCACAGCCACGCUUGGCCCUGCGAUUGAGAUUUAUUCACUGGUGGAUGUUUUUUUUUUUUUUUUUUUUUUUUUUUUCUUUUUCUCCCCUCUCUCUUCCUUCCCCUUUGGGGGCGAGGGGGUGUUUACACGAUCAAUUGCUGGACUCUACAGAACGGAUUGCAAAGCAAAUGAAGAAAGCAAACAGUUUCCAGGGAGGAUCAGUGAAUGACAGCUCUUUACUUCAAAGAAGAUAUUAUUCAAUUUCUGCUCUUUUUGCUUUUUUUGUACAACAUAACUUGACUAUUUUUCAGUCGGUUGUGAUCUGCUGGUUUCUAUUUUAUUUUAUUUUUUAUUUUUUUUUUUUUUUUUACG
Molecule: messenger RNA, 1380 nt
Organism: Phycodurus eques (leafy seadragon)
Lineage: Eukaryota; Metazoa; Chordata; Actinopteri; Syngnathiformes; Syngnathidae
Gene: josd1
Product: Josephin domain containing 1
Exons: 4
Coding region: 257-1012 (251 amino acids)
Biological process (GO): protein deubiquitination
Molecular function (GO): cysteine-type deubiquitinase activity
Source: RefSeq, a predicted model, not a curated record